AGGGCCGGUCAUUUUUUCGCAGUACGCGCGAGUGCGAAAGCAGGAGCUGCAGCCGCUGCAGGCGCAGGUACAUCGCGCCCUCGGAGAAUCCCUGGCCGCGUCGUCGCCGUCGUCGGCGGGGAAGAGACAGUGAACGAUAGUUUUGACCAGACCGUGGUUUUGACAGUGAAAUCGAGAGAUUGUCUUUCGUCGUUUGUGCUUUUAUCAAAUUGUCCGUGUUAGUGAAAUUCACCAUCCUUUAGGCUCAAUAUCAAAGUGAAUAUAUAACGAAAUUACGAUGUCGUGGGCGGAUGACGAAGCUGCACCGUGGGACGUUGAGGAACCGGCUGCGGAAGCGGUUGUCGAGGGUGCAGGGGAAGGUGCGCCAGCCGAGGCAGCUACCACUGACAGACCGGUCCUGAAAUUAUUGAAGCUCGAGCCUCCGCAUUACAACCAUCAUUGGGUUCGACCACUGUUCCUCAAUUAUGCGUAUCUUUACGAUUAUAGGAAGAACUAUUACGACGACGUGAUCGACUAUCUUGAUUCGAGGCAGAAGGGUAUAUACCGCGAGCCACCUAGAGCUCAGGAAUGGGCGGAAAGGGCUUUGAGAACCUACGAUGAAAAGAAUAUAGAUAAAAGCUUCAAGCGAUCGGCCGACAUGAAGUACCUCACCAAUAUGAAACGCAUCCAGACAUCCAGACAUUAUAGCUACCAUACUCGUGCCUACUAUAGUUUGAAAUAUCAGAAGAUCCUGUGAAUCCCGCUCUGUUAAAAGCUGUUAAAAGGCAAUCAUCAAAGACAACUAAAAUCUCAUAUAUCCACUCACGUGUAUGCAGUCUCUCACGUGUAGGUCUUUAUCAAUAUUUAUUUUUUAACGUAACAUCUUUUUAAUCUAAUUAUCUCUGUUGUGUCGUCUUUUUGCGACUUGACAAUUUUUAUUAGAUGUUUUGUAUAAGCUAGUAAUAUAAAUAGGAUUGCAAUUCAAAUGUGUUUGAUGAUACUGACAAAAUCGAUAAUGCAACGUCUGCCUAUUGUAGCUAAAAUGAUGUAUAUUUGUACACUCUUUUUUGACAUGUGGUGUAUCAUUAAAAAAAAAUUGGCAUUGUAAAAUAUAUCUUCACUCUUAAACGU
Molecule: messenger RNA, 1110 nt
Organism: Temnothorax curvispinosus
Lineage: Eukaryota; Metazoa; Arthropoda; Insecta; Hymenoptera; Formicidae
Gene: fln
Product: flightin
Exons: 3
Coding region: 278-736 (152 amino acids)
Source: RefSeq, a predicted model, not a curated record